AUGAGUCCUUAUCGACUUGUCUUUGGCAAGGCUUGUCACCUACCAAUGGAGUUGGAACAUAGAGCUUAUUGGGCCAUCAAGACACUUAAUUUUGAUCUCAAGAAAGCUGGAGAUGCAAGAAAACUUCAAUUGAAUGAGUUGGAGGAAAUUCGGAAUGACGCUUACGAGAAUGCAAAGAUUUACAAGGAGAGGACUAAGCGUUACCAUGAAAAGACCAUUCAAACAAAAGAGUUCGUAGUAGGUAUGAAAGUUUUACUUUAUAAUUCCCGUUUGACUCUCUUUCCCGGAAAAUUAAAGUCAAGAUGGACUGGCCCUUUUCGAGUACAUCAAGUCUUUCCUCAUGGAGCAGUUGAUAUUGAGAAUUUAAGCACUGGAUCGAUAUUCAAGGUAAAUGGACAACGACUGAAACCGUAUUUGGAGGAACAUCAAACACAAGACAUCGACGUCUUGGCGCUGACCGCCCCUUAA
This is a messenger RNA of Tripterygium wilfordii, 468 nucleotides long. RefSeq lists its product as uncharacterized. The record is from RefSeq and is a predicted model, not a curated record. The coding region runs from base 1 to 468 and encodes 155 amino acids. The transcript has a single exon. NCBI's taxonomy places the organism in Eukaryota, Viridiplantae, Streptophyta, Magnoliopsida, Celastrales, Celastraceae.